UUUCAACGUCUCCCUCUCGCUUUCGCUUCUCCUUCUCCUCUCUACCUCUCGCUUUUGUUUUGCGUCGGGUUCCGGAGAGAGGAGGAGGAAGGAGAGGGGAACCGGCGGUGGGGUGGGAGAGGAGCGAUGGCGUUCCACAACCACCUCUCGCACGAGCUGACGCUGCCGCAGUACGUGGAGCAGCAGCAGCUGGGAGGGGACAGCUCGGCGGUGCUCAGGACGACCAUGGAUCAACUAGCCGCCACUGGACCCUCUGGUGCCGCGCCCGACGCCGACGGGGCGAAGGACGGGAAGGACCUCAGGCGACUCAUGGCCGACGCCGCGGCGUCUGGGAAACCGCCGAUGCCCGGCGGGGGAGGGCCCACGUGGCUCAACAGCGCAAUUCUGCGGCAGCAGGGGCAUCACUACGCCGACGGCAGCUUCCUCCACCUCCAGACCACUUCCGACUCGUCUGCGUCGCCGGUCGCGGCCGGGGGAGGAGGAGGACGAGCGGCGACGGGGCACUGGUUCUCCCGGACGCCGAUCCUGCAGAGCAGCGGGAGCGACGUGGAGGUCCCCGUGUCGAGCCAGUCCGUCAUGGCCGCGGCGAUCUCGGCGGACGGAGGAGGGGGCGGCGAGCGGGGCCACCCGGGUGGGGAGCUCGGCGAGGCGGAGGCGGUGGCGCAGGGAGGCGGCACCGGCGGGGAGGGGACGUGGCAGAACGCGAGGUACAAGGCGGAGAUACUGGCGCAUCCCUUGUACGAGCAGCUGCUGGCGGCGCACGUGGCGUGCCUGAGGAUCGCGACGCCGGUGGACCAGCUGCCGAGGAUCGACGCGCAGCUCGCUCAGUCGCAGCAAGUCGUGUCCAAGUACUCGGUGCUCGGCAACAGCGGCCAGCUGCUGGGCGACGACAAGGAGCUCGAUCAGUUCAUGACACAUUAUGUCUUGCUACUUUGUUCCUUCAAAGAACAACUGCAGCAGCAUGUCCGUGUUCAUGCAAUGGAGGCAGUGAUGGCUUGUUGGGAGCUCGAGCAGUCGCUUCAAAGCCUAACAGGUGUGUCUCCUGGUGAAGGCACAGGUGCAACUAUGUCGGAUGAUGAUGAAGAUGAUCAGGCAGACAGCGAAACAAACCUGUUCGACGGAGGCUUUGAUGGAACGGACAGCAUGGGAUUUGGGCCGCUAAUUCCCACAGAGAGCGAGCGAUCCCUGAUGGAACGCGUUCGCCAGGAGCUGAAGCAUGAGCUCAAGCAGGGGUACAAAGAGAAGAUCGUGGACAUCAGAGAAGAGAUCCUUCGCAAACGAAGAGCAGGGAAACUUCCCGGGGACAGCACUUCCAUGCUCAAAGCUUGGUGGCAGUCCCACUCCAAGUGGCCGUAUCCGACGGAGGACGACAAAGCACGACUGGUGCAGGAAACAGGGUUACAGCUAAAGCAGAUCAAUAACUGGUUCAUCAACCAGAGGAAGAGGAACUGGCACAGUAAUGCAUCGUCGUCCAGUUCGCUCAAAACCAAGCGUAAAAGGUGAAGACGACGACAGUGUUGGCCACCUCAUUAACAGUGCUCGAUCAAGACAUAGUAUCGUCGUCUACAAGGGAAGCUAAAUCAUAGCACGCGAAACGUGCAGUUGCAGACUACAGUACCAAGAUAGAGAAUGUGCCAAGUGUCUUCUCAUCUUCAUUCCAUUCACUCACCAAUUGGCGGAUUGAGGUUUCAGUUUACUUGUACAUGAAUUCCAUGGAAGAAGAAAAUGAUGUGGGUGUACAGCGAAAUAAAAUGUACCGCUAAUAUUUGACAUCUUUGUGGAUGCAGUAGCAAUGUGUGAUGUAUUGAUGCAACGAGGGAUCUUGCAUGAUUCAAUUGGUUUACACAUGAAUCAAUUUCAUAAAUGUGUUGUGUUUU
Molecule: messenger RNA, 1877 nt
Organism: Musa acuminata AAA Group (dessert banana)
Lineage: Eukaryota; Viridiplantae; Streptophyta; Magnoliopsida; Zingiberales; Musaceae
Product: homeobox protein knotted-1-like 13
Exons: 6
Coding region: 127-1503 (458 amino acids)
Biological process (GO): regulation of transcription by RNA polymerase II
Cellular component (GO): nucleus
Molecular function (GO): RNA polymerase II cis-regulatory region sequence-specific DNA binding; DNA-binding transcription factor activity, RNA polymerase II-specific
Source: RefSeq, a predicted model, not a curated record